AUGUCAACCAAGCAACAUGAAGACGUCGCCGAGCAACUCAAGUCGAUUCUGUCCGCCAUGCAGGUUCUCAAGCCGAAGACUCUCGGUUCCGUAACUGGAGGCUCGUAUCGCAAUAUGAUGUGCGUGCCCCCUCCAUUACAACCGAAGCAGGCGUUUUCCACUAUGGCCGAAUUUCAUGAACUACUCGCUUGCAUCCCCCUGAACUGUGGCUUUCGCUUCGCACAUGGCGACCUGCUUCCAAAGAAUAUCAUGGUCGACGGCUCCAAGAUCACUGGCAUCAUCGACUGGCAAAAUGCAGGCUUCUGGCCUGACUUCUGGGAAUAUUGUCGAAUGCACGAUUCCAAUUUUGAAACGCGGGGCUGGUCCAAGGUUCUUAAGAUAGUAUUCCCGGGUGAAGGCCGACCGAAAGAGGUCCAGGCUAUCCAUAGGAUGUUGAUAAAUUGCUCCUGGUUCCUAUCCUAG
This is a messenger RNA of Heterobasidion irregulare TC 32-1, 462 nucleotides long. RefSeq lists its product as uncharacterized. Lineage: Eukaryota; Fungi; Basidiomycota; Agaricomycetes; Russulales; Bondarzewiaceae. The record is from RefSeq and is a predicted model, not a curated record. Bases 1 to 462 code for a protein of 153 amino acids. The transcript has 2 exons.